AUGACAAGCUAUUGUGGAUGCCUUUGGAGUAAGCCGGGUAACUGGCAGCCUCAGUGCCUCCCGCAGGUCUCACUCAAGGCCCACGCAACUAUUCUGUCAUCUGUAGCCCGUACAACCUUGAUCCAGACUUUUGUCAAUCCAUCUGACAGUGUCAUUGAAGAGCUAUCCUACCACUUCCCUCUUUAUGAUGGUAUCAGUGUGGUUGGGUUCAAAUGCAAGGUUGGAUCUCGUCUCCUGCACAGCAAGGUGAAGACCAAGUCGCAAGCCAAUGCGGACUAUCAAAAUGCCGUGGCUCAACAUCAAACUGCAGCUGUCAUGGAUCACACCUCAAUGGGUGACGUUUUUGUCAUUCGACUCGGCAAUGUUCCCGCUCGUGGAAACCUCACCGUCGACAUCACUUUUGUGGGAGAGUUGAAACAAGACUCCCAAAGAGACGGCAUUCGCUAUACACUGCCAAGCACCAUCGCCCCUCGCUAUGGAACUGAUAUGUCUUAUAGUCAAACCCAUUUAAAUUCAUUCGGUCUGCCAGCAAACCUCCAAAGAAUGUCUAUCACCGUUGAUGUUCAAAUGGAGAAGGGUUCGGUGAUCCGAGAGUUGGAAUCUCCAAGCCAUCGGAUCAAAGUCUCUCUUGGACGCGUGUCUUCUACACCAGUAACAUCCGCUACCUUUGAACCUUCGCAAGCAUCUGCCUUUGCCGUUCUCCAGCAGAACCAUAAAUCUGUGGUUCUGGAACAAGACCUUGUCGUUCUCAUCAAAGCAGACGGCCUUGAUACACCGUGCGCAUUGCUUGAAAGACACCCAACUAUCCCUAACCAGCGGGCCCUAAUGGCAACACUUGUUCCAAAGUUUAGCCUGCGACCGGCUAGUCCCGAGGUGGUCUUCGUCAUUGACAGAAGUGCGAGUAUGGUGUCGACAAUACCAACCUUGAGAUCUGCACUCCAAGUUUUUUUAAAAUCUUUGCCUGUCGGUAUUUGCUUCAACAUCUGCUCUUUUGGUCAUACCCAUUGCUUCAUGUGGGAAAAAAGUCAGGUGUACGAUGCACUUGGUCUUCAGUACGCUUUGGACUUUGUAGAUACCAUCGAUGCGAAUAUGGGUGGCACGGAGAUGAAACAAGCAGUCAUCGCCACUGUGAAUAAUAGACUCAACUCCAAGGAUCUGGAUGUUUUGAUUCUCACUGAUGGGCAGAUAUACGACCAGGACGAUUUGUUCGACUUCGUCCGCGAAAAGGCCGCUGACAAUACUGCCCGGUUCUUCUCCUUGGGAAUUGGCGAAGCAGUAUCUCACUCUUUGAUUGAAGGAAUUGCAAGAGCGGGAAAUGGAUUCAGCCAAUCGGUUACGGAGUAUGAAGAACUUGAUCGCAAGGUCGUCCGUAUGCUCAAGGGUGCCCUGACUCCUCAUGUCAACGACUACAAGCUCGAAGUUGAAUACGACGCCGAAAUGGAGCAAGAGUUCGACUUUGUGAGCGAGACUGAGGAAGUGACCGACUCUGAGAUUGAGGUCAAAGACAAGAAUGGAGAUGGACAUGUUUCCAUCGAAGAAACAGCACGCAGCUCAUCGCAGCCGAUCUCAUUGUUCGACGAGAACUUCCAGGAACCCCACCUCGAUGUCGGUACCAAAGAGAGAACAUGUCAAAAACUUCCCACUCUUAGCCCUCCAAGGGUGAUCCAAGCUCCCUACAACAUCCCACCUCUGUACCCGUUCGUCAGGACAACCGUCUUCCUCCUUCUGGACCCGCACCCAUCUGAGAAGAUCCCCAAGUCCCUGAAACUUAGUGCAACAUCCAACGACGGUCCACUGGAGCUGCGAAUUCCAGUCUGCAACAUUGGAACCGGCGAAACAAUCCAUCAACUCGCUUCGCGUAAGGCUGUCAUCGAACUCGAAGAGGGACAUGGCUGGCUCCCUCAUGCUAUAGACGAGAACGGAAACAAAUUCAAACAGUAUCAUACCGGAAUAAAGCAGCGACUUGUAGAACAUGAAUGCCAGAGCCUGGGAAUUAAAUACCAGGUCACUGGAAAAUACUGCUCGUUCGUGGCCUUGGAAGAGUGCAGCUCUUCGUCUUCGGAACAACACGGUAAACAACAUACCCCGAAGGAAUAUGCUGUGGAGCACAUCUCUCCCAUUUCAAAUUCAGUUGGAUUCUCUAGUGUUUCAACCCCUGUAAUGUACUCGGUUGCUCGAUCCGCAUGCACUGGUGGUGGCCAGAGCAUUCCAUAUGGUGGUCAGCACGGCCCCCAACAUAUGCAUGCGUUUUCUGGGCACUUGGGAGGAUUCCAAGUUUCCAAUCCUGAACAUGUACCUACUGUACCCACGGGAUUUGGAGGCUCAAAUUCCCUGUAUGGAGCACCUGUGCUACCUUCAGCUUCAAAGUUUGGUGUCAUGAUGCAAGCCCAAAUGACAGCAGCUGAAAUGCCUCCUACCUCGACUUUGACCAAGACUCCACAGAUGAGACUGCACGACCUCAUUCAACUGCAAACCUUUGAUGGCAGCUGGAUCUGGUCGAGCGAACUCUUCGAGCUGUUGGGGUGCAACAUGAACGCAACGAUCACCAGAUUGGCCGCCCUGUACAACAGUGACAAUCGAAAUGUUGAAAAUGGAUUCCCGCAUGGCGACGAGGCUACGGUUCUCGCCACUCUGCUUGCAAUGGGAUCGCUGCAGAAAAAGCACUCGGCGUCGAGGACUGUUUGGGAACUUGUGCAUGCCAAAGCUUCCGAGUGGGUUCAACUGGAGUUAACAAAGAUGCAGAGUCAGGGGUUUCCUGUGGCUCUCAUUGCAUCAAUUCAGGAUGAGAUUGUCAACAUCAUCUAA
This is a messenger RNA of Penicillium digitatum Pd1, 2805 nucleotides long. Its product is annotated as VIT and vWA domain-containing protein. The record is from RefSeq and is a predicted model, not a curated record. NCBI's taxonomy places the organism in Eukaryota, Fungi, Ascomycota, Eurotiomycetes, Eurotiales, Aspergillaceae.